Messenger RNA from Paramecium primaurelia, 1714 nucleotides. NCBI's taxonomy places the organism in Eukaryota, Ciliophora, Oligohymenophorea, Peniculida, Parameciidae. The record is from the annotation of a GenBank genome assembly.
AUGAGGACAACUCCAAAUAGUGUUAAAGAAACUGCUUCUAAGGCUUCUACUUAAGAUUAUAAAAAAUAACAAUCACAACCAGUAUUUGAUAUUAAAUAUUUACCAGACUGUUAGUAUACCAGAGUCCAGUUAAUUGUUUCAUAUACCAUAAAAAUAUUGUUAACAGAGAUUUAAGCCAUAGCCUACAAUUUCAAAAUCUAUUGAAGAGAAGAGAUAUAAGUCAAAUAAAAAUAAUUUUUCAGAAAUUAAUAAUAGAACUAACAGCAGUUCUAAAAGUCGUAUAUCUGCAUUCACAAGCAAUCAAAUAGAGGAUGAAUCAAUGUAUAGUUCAUAAAAUGCUUUAAAAUUAAAAAAAUUAAUAGGAGAUUCAUAGACUUUGAAUACUCAUCUAUAUAUGUAGAAUUUAAUAACAACACAUUUUUAGCUCAAAAUCUAAUUUGACAUGUGAUUCAACAAGUCCAGGAGUCAGAUAGAAUAAAUCAGGAUACAAAAAGUAGAAUGAUUUAGACAUAGCUUAAAUUAAUAUGUUGAGAGAAAAAACAUUAAUGCAAAAAAGAGCAUACUAAUUGUAAUUUAGUUAAUCAAAAGAGUUAAUGGAAUAAUUAAUGAAUUUAGAUAAAUAAAUAUAAGGAACAGUUCAAGAACAAUAAAAAAAAUUACUAUACUUAAAAUCAAGAGGAUUAUGGGAACCUUUUAAAGAUUUAUUCAAUAAAUAAUUUGCAAGAACAUCAUUAUAAUAUAAGUCUUCCUUAAAUUUAUUGUAAAUUCAGGUAAGAGAGAUUGAAUAACAAUGGCAAGAUGUAACAAUGAAUAUUACUAAUAAUAUAUUUGAAUUGAUGUAAAAUUCUGCAGUUCUAAUGUCAUAUGAAUAGGACUUAAAAUUAAAUGAGAUGAUAGAAUAAAUGAGAAGAGAAAGAGAUAUUUGGUAAAAUAAUUAUAAAUCUCUUGAAUAAGAAAGAGACAUCUUAUUAGAGACAGUAUCUUAAUUAAAAUAAACAUUAGAGAAGAUAAAACCUUAAUAAUAAUAAUAAUAAUAAACUAAAAAACCAAAAGAUUUAGAUUAAUUAGAAACACAUUAAUUGAAAGAAAUGGCAUAAUUAAUGUAAGAUAAGAUUUAGGAAAUGUCUGAUAAGGAAUCUAAAUUAAUUAAAUUAGUAUUAGCUAUAAAAAGAUCAGGUAUUGAUAUUGAAAAAAUAUAUAAUGAAGAAGUUCUAAAUGAAGAUUCAAUAUCAGAAUAACAGAAUCAUUCUAUUAGAGAUAAAAAGUAAGAUCAAUUUUAAAUGUUAGAUAGAUGAUUACAAAAUUAGAAAAGAGUUUUAAUGAUGCAGAUAAUUCAGUAGUUAAUGAUUCAGAUGAAUCUAGUUUCCAAUAUAAUGGAAGAUUGGAUGAUGAAAGUAUUGUAGAAAGUAUCCGAAGAUUUGAAAAUAGAAUUUAAAAUAAUACAUAUGCUUAAGAAAGCAAAAGUUCUGUAAGGAUGAAAAUUGAUCUAUCAAAAUGUAAUCAACAUCAAUAAAAAAUAUAAUAGUUAUAAUAGUUAUAAUAAUAAUAAUUAAUUAAAAAACAAUAAUAAUAACAAUAGAAUAAUAUAAAUAAAUUAAAAAUACCUGAAUAAGAUCCUUAAGGAUUUCAUUAAGAAUUUAUGAUGAAAUUUAAUGAGUUUUCAGAAAGUUGGAGACUUUAAGUAUUAAAAGAUGAGAAAAAAAUAAAUUAGUGA